CCCUUAUCUUGGACGAUGAUAUCGAAUUUAGGAAUCCCGCUUCCCUCCGAAUUUUCCUUUUCCUUUCACUUUCAUCUCUGUUUGCUCUCGACUUUUCCGGCGCUGCCGCCGCGCCGGAGGCGUGAUUCUUCACUGACCCGCUUUAUCUCCGGUCUUGUUCAGGGUAGAAUCAGGAAUUUGCCAAUUGGGAUCGCAGAAGGUUGUGAGGCAGAAUGGAUUAUGACGUUACGAUUGAUCUGUAACAUUGUUUGGCAUCGUCUAAAGCAAAAUUCAUCAUUACUGUAUCUUGGUCAUCAUGUAUUAUCCAAGAAAAGGAGGGUUUGACCAACUUUCCUAAGGAAAACAAUGGAUGCAUGUGGAGCUACAUCAUUACAGUUAUCAGAUUUGAAGCAGCUCAUCAAUAUAGAAAUUUCUGAGUUUCUUAUUAUCUGCUCCCAUUCUAGCUAUCACUUUAGAGAAUAGCUAUCUCAUUCCCAGUAGGAUACCAUGGAAAGGCAAUUUAAAAGUAAUCAUGUGUCGCAACUUGACACUUACACGUCAAGUGUGGGUGUUGUUAAACCAUCAUCUGAUAUUGGUUUUACUUCUGAUUUACUUGAAGAAAGGAAAAAAUCUAAUGUUCUGCUUCGUUCUCAGUCAGCCAAUUGCGUUACUAUGCCCCCUUCUACAAGUUAUACGUAUGCAGAAGGGUAUCUACCCUCAUCAGAUAAAUUUUCCCAAGAAUUUAAUGAAAGCUCUUGGUGCCCUGCUUCACUUGAGGAUAUUCUCGACUAUCCUGAUAGUGUAACGGCUGCGAGCAAUCAAAUUCAGAGCAAUCGUGCUAUGAAUGCUUGUUCUAAAGAGCAGAAUGAGUUGGCAGACCUGACAGAGUUGAUGAAUGAUUAUUGUCUCGAACUUUUUAAUGAAUCAGAUGAUAACAAUGUUCAACCGAAGGGUGAUCAACCAUUAUCCAAUGCUUCAUUGCAUCAGCAGAGUAAAUAUCCGUCAAUUUCUUCUUCUAUGGAGCUUGGUUCUGUCAGUUGGCUCUCACCUUCAACCACGGCAUCUGCAACAAAGCCUCGCAUGCGAUGGACCCCAGAACUUCAUGACAAAUUUGUGGAAGCUGUAAACCACCUUGGUGGAAGUGAAAGAGCUACACCUAAGAGCGUUCUUAAGUUCAUGCAGGUUGAUGGAUUGACCAUAUACCAUGUUAAAAGCCAUUUGCAGAAAUACAGGACAACUCGGGUCAGGCCAGGAUUAUCUGAAGGUGCUGUGGAAAGUAACAACAAUUCAUCGAUUCAAAAUCCAUCUUUCAGCCUGAAAUGUGGAGACAUCACUGAAGCAUUGCGGCUCCAAGUGGAACUGCAGAAACGGCUCCAUGAACAGCUUGAGGUUCAGAGAAAACUUCAGUUGCAAAUUGAAGAACAAGGGAAACACCUACAAAUAAUGUUUGAGAAACAAAAGGACGGGUUUGACAAGCUCAAAGCUCCUUUGCCAUCUGAGCGUUUAUCUGAACCAAUGGAGAAUGAAACCUCAGAGAAAGAUCAGAAAGAAACGGAAAGUGUGCAUCACAUGAAAGAAAUUUUUUUGGAGGUGGAAGAUAUUCAUAAACUUACUAAUCAUCAAUCAAAUCCUCCUGAUGAUAUCAGACCGUCCCCUGCCUGUGAAUCUGAUCAGUCACCGCCAGAAAAACGCAAAAGAGGUGAAGAUGACGACAGAUGUUCUAAAAGAUUGUGCUAAAUAAUUUAUAUUCACCAUUUUCUUUUUGCAGAAAUCAUAACCUUGAACUUGUUCAAAGUGAUCUUUGAAAUAGUUAUAUGCAGUCAUUUUGAUUUCAACUAUAUUAUUCAAAAUAGUCAUCAUAUUUAUGAAUUCAAGAAGAUUAUUUUGGCUUAGAUUUGUGAAAUGAAUGAACUGAAGAAGAUUUAUUAGAUCUUAUGUGACUAAAA
Messenger RNA from Dendrobium catenatum, 1925 nucleotides. Its product is annotated as protein PHOSPHATE STARVATION RESPONSE 2. Gene Ontology annotation, molecular function: DNA binding; DNA-binding transcription factor activity. The coding region runs from base 487 to 1716 and encodes 409 amino acids. Lineage: Eukaryota; Viridiplantae; Streptophyta; Magnoliopsida; Asparagales; Orchidaceae. The record is from RefSeq and is a predicted model, not a curated record. The transcript is spliced from 8 exons.